Molecule: messenger RNA, 1384 nt
Organism: Pundamilia nyererei
Lineage: Eukaryota; Metazoa; Chordata; Actinopteri; Cichliformes; Cichlidae
Gene: ccr10
Product: chemokine (C-C motif) receptor 10
Exons: 2
Coding region: 20-1171 (383 amino acids)
Biological process (GO): G protein-coupled receptor signaling pathway; calcium-mediated signaling; positive regulation of cytosolic calcium ion concentration
Cellular component (GO): external side of plasma membrane; membrane
Molecular function (GO): C-C chemokine binding; C-C chemokine receptor activity
Source: RefSeq, a predicted model, not a curated record
CAGGAGGAGCACCAAGGACAUGUUCAACACCUCUAAUAGUACAGCAAUGCCUGACUAUACUAUAGAAGAUUACUUCAUCAAUAUAAGUAAUGACUCAUAUUCCGAAGAUUAUCCUGACAAUGAAGACUGGUGUGAAGCUGAUGACCACCAGGCGGACGUCAUCAAAACCUUCCAAGCUUGCGCUUUUACCGCCAUCUUCCUGCUUGGCGUUGCAGGAAACUCCCUGGUGAUCGCCACCUUUGCUCUCUACCGCCGCUUUCGACUUCGUUCCAUGACCGAUGUCUUCCUGUUCCACCUGGCGCUGGCUGACCUCCUCCUGCUCCUCACACUCCCAUUGCAGGCCAUUGACACUCACAAGGGUUGGAUUUUCUCCUAUCAUCUCUGCAAGAUCAUGCGUGCAACCUACGCCAUCAACACAUACAGCGGGCUGCUGCUACUGGCAUGCAUCAGUGUUGACCGCUACAUGGUAGUAGCACGAGCGCAGGAAAUGCUCAGGCUGCGCAGCCAAAUCCUAAAAGCUGGGAAGCUCACUGCUGUGGGGGUAUGGCUUGUUGCAGUGGCUCUAAGCAUCCCUGAAAUCUGCUUCUCGGGGGUUUCAAACAGCUUCUCUGGGAAUUCAAGCAACAAAACUGAAGCGUACUGUGUCAUGCAAGUAAGUGGUCAAAUAAGACUGGUUCCCAGUGGCGUGAUCAUCACCAUCUUCUGCCUGUCCCUCGCCAUUAUGGUGGCAAGCUACACUUCGAUUGCUCGAGUGCUGUGGGAAGGGCACGCACAUCGGCGAGGGAAGCAAUGGCAACGGCAGCGUACACUGAAGCUGAUGGUUGCCCUGGUGCUGGUUUUUCUGGUAUUCCAGCUGCCGUACACUGCGGUGCUGUGUCGCAAAAUGUUUGGCCCGUUCUGUGGUCUGAUGUUGGAGUACAUCACCUGCACGCUGGCGUACACCCGCUGUUGCCUCAACCCUAUCCUCUACGCCCUGGUAGGCGUGCGUUUCCGUCAGGACGUGUUGAGGCUUAUCUACGAUUCAGGCUGCCCAUAUCGCAAUCUGGUUGUGCCACAGACGGUGAACUCCACAUCAAUCUCCGCCUCCUCACCUGCUCUCACCGUGCUUUCGGCAUGCUCUCCAACAUCUCCCGAUGGUCCCGUUGCCUUCAAGUUUUCGGAAACCAAAUAAACUCUGAGUGGACGAUGAACUGCUUUGCAUAUAUUGUAUUAUAUUGUAUUUUUUAUAUUUCGUACAGCUGUUAUGAAGAACCAAAAAUUUAAAUAAACAUUAUUAGAAAUGGAACAUCUUAUAUUCAGUUGUUGGUAACUUGUUGGUAAGUCAAGCUGAAUGGGUCAACCCAUGAAAAAUCAAUACGUUUGUCCUACCUGACCCCUUUAGCUC